Molecule: messenger RNA, 8655 nt
Organism: Coregonus clupeaformis (lake whitefish)
Lineage: Eukaryota; Metazoa; Chordata; Actinopteri; Salmoniformes; Salmonidae
Product: forkhead box protein P4
Exons: 19
Coding region: 654-2801 (715 amino acids)
Biological process (GO): regulation of transcription by RNA polymerase II
Cellular component (GO): nucleus
Molecular function (GO): DNA-binding transcription repressor activity, RNA polymerase II-specific; RNA polymerase II cis-regulatory region sequence-specific DNA binding
Source: RefSeq, a predicted model, not a curated record
UGAACGAGCACUUGUUUUAGAGGCAUUACGGUAGAGAGCAAACUAUCCCCAACAUAUUCUCAACCAACACACAACCCGAAUAAUUCAACACUGAUUUACCAGCGAACGAGCGAGCGACAGAUGGGAUGUCAAAAACUGAAUCGAUUAUCAUCAUUUGGACUUGUGGAGGGGUUAGGAUCUGAAUAACAGCGAGAUAGCAGGAUCAAAACAGAGUGAGGAGAGCCGGCCACGAAUAGCCCGAAAAGCUGCGUGCUUUCUCUCCAUCAACUUCCUCAAGAGCUGCGCAUUCAGACUGUGUGUGAGUUAGUGGCACUAGUAUUGUUCUGACUUCACUAGCUACAGUGCCCACUCCUAGAGAGCGAGAACGCACAACAAAAGGGCAAGAAAGGAAGGAAGCACGGACUAACUAACGAAGACGGUUGUCGUUGAAAGUAAUGGUCCUGCGAUACCAAUCUUAGAUCCCAAGAUUUCUCUCUUUUUGUUCUUUUGCUUUGCGUCUUUGUCGCGGUGAGUGGACUCGCCGGGUGGUGUUGCGCGGACCUGAAGCGGGGCUGUCCACAUGGUCCAGCUACUGGUGUGAAAGUUGACUUCUUCAGAAAACAAGAACAGGCAGAAGACCUGUAAAAGAGAGAACCAUACAUGAGUGCCACGUGAUGAUGGUGGAAUCAGCCUCUGAGACCAUUCGAACUACGAACUCCAAUCAGAACGGAGUCAGCAACCUCAGCAGCCAAUCGGACGGUGGGGGAGGGAGAGAAGGCGGUUCCAACGGGGACACCAAUGGGGAGAUCAGCCCAGUGGACCUACUGCACCUCCAGCAGCAACAGGCCCUGCAGGCAGCCAGACAGUUCCUCCUCCAACAGGCCUCUGGACUCAACUCCCCCAGCAGCAAUGAGGUUAAACAGAGCCCUGUGCAGGUGCCAGUGUCCAUGGCUAUGUUGACCCCCCAGAUGAUCACUCCUCAACAGAUGCAGCAGAUACUGUCCCCUCCUCAGCUACAGGCCCUGCUGCAACAGCAACAGGCCCUUAUGCUACAGCAGCUACAGGAGUACUAUAAGAAGCAACAAGAGCAGCUGCAUCUUCAGCUUCUGACUCAGCAACAGCAGCAGGCUGGGAAGCAGGCAGCCAAAGAGCAGCAGAUAGGUAACAAGCAGUUGGCUUUCCAGCAGCAGCUCAUUCAGAUGCAGCAGCUUCAGCAGCAGCACAUCAUCAACCUGCAGAGACAAGGCCUGGUCUCCCUACAGCCCACUAACCCCAUGCAGAGCCUGCAGCAAGCCAUGUGUCCAGGGGACCUACAGCAGCUGUGGAAGGAGGUGUCGGGGGUGCAGUCUGCAGAGGAGGCCCUGAAGCAGCAGCAGACUGGAGAGGGCCUGGAUCUCAGCACCAACUCUACCUCAUCCUCCUUCCCCAAAGCAAACACACACAGCACCCUGCACAGCCUGCACAACGGACAAGACAACCACACCCCAAAGAGAGACAGGUACAGAGACAGAGCAAGACUCUUUGAAUGGAUCUCCUCCUUCAGCAAGGCAGACCUCGGAGAUGAACACCUCACGCCUUACUCCAAAGGCGGCCCACUAUCCAGUAGCCACCAUGAGGAGCAUGCAGGUUCCCAUCCUCUCUAUGGCCAUGGAGAGUGUAAAUGGCCUGGCUGCGAGGCGCUAUGUGAUGACAUGGGACAGUUCAUCAAGCAUCUGAACAAUGAGCAUGCUCUGGACGACCGCAGUACAGCCCAGUGCAGGGUGCAGAUGCAGGUGGUCCAACAGCUGGAGAUACAGCUGGCCAAGGAGAGUGAGCGACUGCAGGCCAUGAUGACCCACCUGCACAUGCGCCCAUCGGAGCCAAAGCCUUUCAACCAACCUCUGAACCUGGCGUCCAGUGGCUCCCUGCUGAAGAGGGAGAGCGAGGCGUACCCCGAGGGUCUACCUCACCCCCCGACCUCCGCCACCGCCCCCAUCACCCCGCUCCGCCAGGGCCCCACUGUCAUCAGCUCCUCCAGCCUGCACUCACACUCACACUCACACUCACACCCGCACGGCGUGGGACCCAUACGCAGGCGCAACGCUGACAAGUUCUGCACCCCCAUCGCUUCAGGUAUACGAGAGGAGCUGGCACAGAACUGUGAGUUCUAUAAGAACGCUGAUGUCAGACCUCCCUUCACCUACGCCUCUCUCAUACGCCAUGCCAUUCUGGAGGCUCCAGACAGGCAGCUGACUCUUAAUGAGAUCUAUAACUGGUUUACGCGAAUGUUCGCCUACUUCAGGAGAAACACAGCCACGUGGAAGAACGCUGUGCGCCACAACCUGAGUCUGCAUAAGUGUUUUGUGAGGGUGGAGAACGUGAAGGGGGCCGUGUGGACUGUGGACGAAGUGGAAUACCAAAAGAGGAGACCACCAAAGAUGACCGGGAGUCCUACUCUGGUGAAGAAUAUGAUUUCAGGCCUGAGCUUUGGUUCCCUAAAUGCCAGCUACCAGGCGGCCCUUGCGGAGAGCAGUUUGACUCUACUGAACAGCCAGGGCCUGGUUAACCCCUCAUCUGCCGCCAGCCUCAACAUGCUGCAUGGGAUGGGUCACGAUGACGUCAGCUCCACUGUGGAACAGGUCAACAGCAAUGGCAGCUGCAGCCCUACACUCAGCCCACAGCAGUAUGGACACCAGGUCCAUGUGAAGGAGGAGCCCACUGAGGUCGAGGAGGACAGCCGCUCCAUGUCGCUCAUGGCAACUGUCACUCAGAACAUGGCAUUGCCUAGCGAUCGCGAUGACCGCGAUUUGGAGGAUGAGCUUCCCACCGAGGAGCUGGAGUAGGAUUGGAAGAGCUGAACCAGUGGACGGGACUUAGAGGUUUAAUCCCGCCCACUCCAUUGGAGUGAAGCGAAAUGAUGACCACAUAAAAAAGAAGAUAGAGAUAAAAAAGAGAAAGAUAAUGAUUUUUUUAAAGCAAGUAACCAACAACAACAUUGACAAACAGGGUUAGACCUCCGUUACAUACCGACGCAAAAAUAACCCUCUGGAGCAUUGCUUUAUCCCCACACAUUUUCACCCACCUCACCCCUUCCUCACUCCUUCCUCCCUCACCCUAUGAGCAGUGUAUUGUCAGAGAGCCAGCUCUCAGUGGUGAUAUGGAGGCAGGGUCCCCUCUUCUCUUCUCCUCUCUCCUCCUCUCCCUGCUGAUUGCGACAGAUGGUUUACCCAGUCCUUUAGUGCUGGCAGUUUGAUUUUCACACCACUUCAAUAUACAUACAGGUGUGUGAGAGAGAGAGUGUGGAGAUACACACACACACCAGAUCAUGUGUAUAUAUUUUUUGGAACAGUCACCAGGAGGUGUAUACCUUCUCCUCUUCGAUCAUAUUAGUUGCUUUUUCUUUUCUUAUUUUGCCUGAAAGAACUGCUGGGCUUUGAGAUGGAAGGAAGGACAGUGGUUUUCUCAAAGAUUACCCCACCUGCUCACACAUCAGAAACCAAGCAUACAAACCAGUCAGUGAUCCAUAGGUGAAACUGAGACUGGAUGGCAGGAUUCUGCCCUAUGCCCACUCUCUACCCAUUCUCUGCCCAAGCCAGACAAGACUCUCUUUACUCCUAAUGCCAAACAAAAAAAGAAUAUAUUGUUUUCCCCCCCAAAAAAGGACCCUUUGGUGCUUUACUCCUCCUUCAUGUGUGAUAGAGUGAUGGGCACAGGCCAACCUGAGAGAGAGAGAAAGGGAGGAAGGAGGGAUCAUCCACACAGAGAUAUCUGACUAAAAUAGUUUGAUUAUAGAAUACAAAACAUUUUAUAUCCAAAAAGUGGUAGCUUUUUCACUUCCUUUUUUCUUUGAUGUUAUCUUUGUUUAUUUUUUAGGAUUCAAAUUUCCAUGGUGAUAUAAUUCUGUUUCAAAGUGUAUUUUGUAAAAAUGCUUUGUUUCUUUAGUUUUUAACUCUGCUUGUUCACACCAUUCCAAACUAGUAUUGGUGGCAAAGAAAGCACAGCAUUGUCCCAAAAUUACCCAUACCACCCUGAAUCCCUUUCUGUGUGUCUGGGUUUGCCAGUUUAGAUGGCAGGAGAUUAAGAAUAGCACUUAGGAUCGAGGGCCUCAGCUCCUGAGAACACUCACCAAUUAUCCCGACAUUAUCAUCCAUUUGUAUUAUUCCUUUUUAACUAACUUUCAUUCCUUUUUAUUUUAUCUUCUCAUAGUUAGUUGAGAAACAUCAGCUGUGAUACAAAGCAAUGCUUUAAAAAAUAUAUUAUGGUGGUCAGAGAAUACCUCAUCCCACAAAGUGUCCGCCCGGAACUGUGUCCAAAAUGUUAAAGAAAUAAGGAGGAAUUCUUUGUGUGGUACACCAAAACGUGGCAACUCUGCUCAGUUUCAUUUCAAAGUUAUAUUGUUACUAUAGUUACUGUAUAGAAGCUGUCUGCAAUUCACUGUGUGAGUUGGACUCAAAGGAAUAGCACGUGAGAUUUAAAAUAUUUUGUUUUCAGUGAGCGUAAAAGCAUUACCUUCUCUGCAGUGCCAUACCAAAUUUAAACACAUUAUUUUUAUGUAUUUUCUGCUUUUUCUCCCAUUUUAUUUUUGUUACAGGUAACCAAAGAAAUGUGUAGAAAACCAAAAACCCUGUAGUUUAUUUUUCCCCUUUUGAGUUUUUCCUCUAAAGAACUGGCCAAAAGACAAUAAACAUCUGAAAUUUAAAUUAUUAUUGUAUUAUCGUAACUCUUACGUUGAAUUUGUUCAUGACAGUACUGACCAUUCCAAAAACCAAAGUAUAAAAUGCUAAAUAGAAUUUGGUGAUGUUAAAAGCUUUUUACAUGUGUUUAACUGGUGCGAAUGACGACUCACAUUAGGCAUGCUAUGGUUGAAGGCCAAAAACAGUAUUAACAAACAACCCUUUUGCAGUUCCUUAGAUAAAGAAAGAAAGCACUUAGGAUUUAAAGCUCUAUCUCUCCAUGCUCAGGCUACCUGUGUUUCAAACACAACCCUAAGACAGGCUCCGCUGUAGGCAAGCCUAAGAUGGGAUUCAGGGUUAAAGAUGACAAAUAAUUAUCUUACCCUCAUUAGGCACUUGAACACAACAUUUAUAUACCUUUAUGUGACACUAGAAGCCAGCAAAAAAAAUAAGUGGGCUGUUGUCAGUUUCAGUUGUCCAUUAACUGGGAUACCGGGUCAAAUAAAUACAUUUUUAUUGCACUGUAAUAAUGAAUGUUUUGAUUAAUUUCCUCAACCAAAACAAUAUUUUCAUUGUGAAACUCUAUAAAUUCAAACAUCCCUUUGUGCUAUGCAGGUGAAUGUAAUUUUUUUGACCCGGGUACCGGUUUGAUUGAAUAGGACCCAAAGUCCCAUUGUCGAGCAGUGAACGGUUUACUUACUGUACUUUCUUUACUCCUCACCUACAGGAUACUCUAGCAAACACAACAGUUUAACUAAUACCAAAAAGUACAGGUGUUAUAAUAAAUAGGAACAAAAUUAUAAUACUUCACUUUUAGAAUGUCUUCAUGCUCUCACAUUGCCAUAGAAACACAUUCAUAUCCCCAAGUCUCAGAUGUGCUGUGAGUAGUUGUGAUAAAGACUGUUUGAAGCUGGCUGUCAUCCCAAACAUCAUUCACAUCAGUAGACAUACAGGGAGGGUUUUUCAGAACAGACAUACCAUUAUGACCACUUGUGAUAUUUACAGCAAAGAGGGAACAACUGACAAAUGACAAAAUCAUACCAAUGUAAAAGGAACACACCAAGGGACAUGCCAACUUAUGUCUUUUUUUCUAAAACAAAAUUCGGGAACAGUUUUGUCAAAUCAACACUUGCACCAUUUUCUUUCUUUUUUAAUAGAGGAGUCUUUGUCUUGACUUCCUGUGUAAAACAGCACUGUUUCCUGUCUAAAUAGGGUAAUGAUGCUUCAUGUCAUCCGACUGAUUUAUAAAAAACAAAGCGGGAGAGGGACUCCUUGAAACAAGAGUAAAAACCAAAAAUAACACUACCUCCUUUUCAAAAUGGUUCACAAUAAAAGCCAAUGGGAGACUGGAGACCCGAAAUAUUUCUUCUUUUUUUUUUCAUUCUUCCUCAAUAAUAAUAGUGAAAUAUACCAAAACACAGCUUAUUGUUACUACACAUUUAGUGGGGCUGAAAAAACUUGUCUGGCUAUCUGGACUCCAAAUUCACGAGCUUGAGCGCAAAAACAAAGAGACUUUACAAUAACAUUACAUCCCGUUAAAGAUGACUACCUCUCCUAAAACCACAGAUAACUGGAGCGUUCUCCUAAGAGUGAAGAGUGAAGUGGUCACCAUGUUUAAAAAGGUGUACUCUCAGCUGUGUAUUAUUGGCUCUCUCUGUGCUGACCAUUAGCAUAUAGCUCCGUGAACAGCCUCUUAACUGGGUGCUCUAAUUGUAUGCACGUAUAUUGAUGAGCAGGCUUUGCCGGCAGCCAAUGAUAGUCCGGUAGUUAGCGGCGACUCAAUGGGGCAUGAAGCUGGUUGUCAGGAGUGAUGAUGGGCAGAAUAUAUGAGUGCCCUGCACCCGCCAUUGGGCCACACACACACACUAGUGCCCGCCACACGCCAGCGGCCCGCACUUCACAUGAAUGCAGAGAACAGCUUUAAGAUGGCAGCGAUAAAGGAAACACACACUCUGAACAGUCUAACACUCUACAGGCUGUAGUCAGUGUUCAGUCCGUAGUCCGCUGUAGUCAGUGUUCAGUCCAAAGGGCCCUUAGUAUCAGUCAGAAAGCCUCAUAGCUGGGAAUAAAAGCCCUGUGACAUGGAGCUGGCCCUUCACAGUGAAUAGUGGCCCCUGUCACUAGGAGCCGGGCCCCUGAUGGCCCCUUGGUUCAGACAACUGAAGAGAGGCUCUGAGUAACUAAAGAUACUAUCCAAAGACAAACACAGAGCUUACUGUACACCCUCACUUGCUGGGAGACGGACAAUAAUAACACGCUUACAAAGGAAUUUAUGAUUACUAUUAUUAAUAUUAUUAUGAUCCAAACUCUCACGAAAGAGGAACAGCUGCAUUCAGUAAAUAAAUGAUCUUUGAAUUCUCAUGCUUUAAGGUACACCUGUAAGCCAAGCUGUUUUAUGAAGAUGUAGAUUGACAUUUGUCAAUGAUGUUAACAGAUCGCCACAGACACUUCUGUUCCUUCUCCGGUUUUGCUGUUAUGAUGUAUUAUUGUAUAUUAACGCUUGGCUUAGCUCUCGAGGGCAUUCUUUUCCAUUAUGUCUUUUUGAUUUUCUCUUUUGUUAAUUUAGCUAUUGUAAAGCUUCCAGCUUGGAUUCUUAUACUGUAUUGCUAAUGCUGAAGUGUAUGUAUUUAUCAUAUUAAGUGCUGCAAGUAUCUUGGUUGAAUAGUUUUUGUUUUUUCCUUUUUUGUCGUUUUCUUCAUAAAACGUCUGGGACGAUCAUUUUUUAAGUGUAUUAUCUCUAAAAAAUAAAAUAAUUAAAGUUAGAUAAGUGGUUUAGGUAACACCUGUUUGUAUAUUUAUCUUAGCUAGGUCUAUUUUGAUACCUUUUGUCUCUGUACUGCAUUUUUAAGGAAAGAAAAAGAAAAACAACAGUAAAACAAAAAGUUUACUUCAUUAUGUAUUGAUGAUACCUCAGAAGGACUUUUCUCUAAGACAGGACCAAAACCUCAGAAAAAUGAGAGAAAGAGGAAAAUAAUUGAAGAAAAUAUGUAGCCCCUCUCUUGCUUUUAAAGAUGGAGCGAUGUAAAGGCGAUGUUGUUGGUCCUUUAUGUGCCAAUAUGUGUCCUCUGACCCCUGACCACAGUCAUUCCUCUGAUGACCUUUAACCCUCACAGCGGUCAAUCACUCCAUAGGGCAACUGGGCGUGGCCCUCAAUCACACACCUGAUGGCAUUUGUCCAAUUAGAAUCCUAAUUUCCUGUAGCCCCCCCACCCCCACAAUCUCUAAAGGCUUUCAGAGAUGCAGUUCAUCUUCAAUCAUGCACCAAAGGUGUUGUGAGUGGCCAUGUCUUAUCAGUUAACAGACCACCACAACCGUAACCAAACCAACCCUAGGCACUAAUCUUCCGCAAGCUACUUCCCAUACCUCAAACCAUUCUUCGCUAUCACCAUCGCCAUCAUCUCUUGGAUGAGCACUCUUCCUAUUAGAUCAUAAGUGACUCCAGGGACCUAAUUGGCCCCGCCCCUGCUCUAUGAUUGGACAGCUCUUAGAUGUCAUGUUGAGGAAAAGGGAACUUAAAGGAGAGUUGCCCCUGUUAUUAUGAACUUCACAGCCGCCCUAAAAAAUGGAACUACCACUUCAGCUGUCCUCUGGUUGUAUCUUAUGAAUCUGUGUACAUUUUCAGCAGUGACUUUCUGUAACGUUACUUAGUUUCAGUUUACCUCUCUUUUAUCUUUUUAUUUUGUUCUGUUUGUUUAUUUUUUGAAAGUGUGACCCAGGGGAAGGGGUUCAGUAGGAGUAGGCGGUGUUAAGAUGGUCUAAAAGAGGUUUAAAAAAAGGUGACUUUGCCACCGAGACCUUUGCCCUUUCCCCCUUCCCUGGGUGGCCAUGUAAUGCCAGUCACUGCCCUUUUCCUCAUGCUGUAUAAAACACACACACAUAUAUCUGUGUAUUUGUAACCUGAAUCUUCUUGUGUCUGUCCAUGCAGACAAUAAAAACAACUGUACAGUAGGUCUAGUUGCAUGUAAUCUGUACUAAUUAUUGACAAUGGCAUUAUAAAAUGCAAUAAAAUACUUAUUACACUGUC